This is a messenger RNA of Culicoides brevitarsis, 1912 nucleotides long. It is a transcript of the gene br, whose product is annotated as broad-complex core protein isoforms 1/2/3/4/5. Gene Ontology annotation, cellular component: nucleus. NCBI's taxonomy places the organism in Eukaryota, Metazoa, Arthropoda, Insecta, Diptera, Ceratopogonidae. The transcript is spliced from 9 exons. The record is from RefSeq and is a predicted model, not a curated record. Gene Ontology annotation, molecular function: protein binding. Gene Ontology annotation, biological process: regulation of transcription by RNA polymerase II. The coding region runs from base 162 to 1832 and encodes 556 amino acids.
AAAAAAAAAUUGAAUUAUUAUGAAAUAAUUUUAAUUUCGGUGACAACAACAAGAAACCAACAGUACAAAAAUACGUCAAAAAUGAACCAAUAAAAAAAUUAAAAAUUAAUAAGGUGAAUCAACAAAAAAAAAAUAACAAUUGGAAAUAAAAUCGCGACAAAAUGGUUGAUACACAACAUUUUUGUCUACGGUGGAAUAACUAUCAAAGUAGUAUAACAUCAGCAUUUGAGAAUCUUCGCGAUGACGAGGACUUUGUCGAUGUCACGCUAGCAUGUGAUGGACGCAGCUUGAAGGCACACAGAGUUGUCCUUUCGGCAUGCAGUCCGUACUUCAGGGAGUUGUUAAAGAGCACUCCAUGCAAACAUCCCGUUAUCGUCCUGCAAGACGUUGCAUUUACCGAUCUGCAUGCACUUGUCGAGUUCAUCUAUCAUGGGGAGGUAAAUGUGCAUCAACGGUCGUUGAGCUCAUUUCUAAAGACAGCUGAAAUAUUGCGGGUUUCUGGAUUGACACAACAACAAGCCGAAGACACACAUAAUUUGACUCAAGUGCAAGGCCCGCCUAAUCAAAAUAUGCGGCCACCAAUAAGUCAACAUGACAUUUAUACAAAUAGAAUAGGCGAGGAGGGACUUUUUGCGCAUCAAGAUGCUUCACCCCCACCGCACAUGAACAGUUUGCCAAAUGCUCAUUCUGGCAGAGUAAAUCAAUUGCUCAGACAGGCAGCUGCCGCUGCAGCAAUGCGUCGCGAACGCAACAGCUCAAGUCUCUCGGAUGAUCUUGGCAUGAAGCGUCACAGAGGAGAACAAGGCAACAACAACAACUUGGAUUCCCUUUCACACCCACCACAAGUAACGGCAGCCGACUUUUCGACGAAUCUGGCAAAGCACAACAACAAUUUGUCGCCCUCAAUUAAAGACAGUGAACGACUUGACGCAUCAAAGUUAUCUAUCGGCCACAACAACAACAAUAUCAACACAAACAACAACGUUUUAAAUUCAAAUAACAAGGAUCACUCUUCUAAUGCGACAAUUGGCAAUGGCGGUGGAAGUGUCGGCUCUGUCACAGAUAAGGAAAGCUCAACACCGUCACCCAGUGCAAAUGACGACGUCAAAUCGGAACCAAUGGAAUUGAUAUGUGGAAAUAAUAUGGAUGGUGAUCAAAGUAACGAUUCAAUUAACGACCAAGUUAUUAAUAGAUCUGGAUCGGCAUCGGACGCAAAAGCGUGUGCAAGCUCACCAAACGCCGAAGAAAUGGACAGUGGAAUACAUUCACACACAGCACCACCUUUUUUAAUGUCACCAGAGAGUAAAUUGUUUCCAUCACCCGGCUCUUUUAACUUUUCCAUGGCAGCGUUAACGGAUCCAGCAUCACUUGGCUUCAACCCGCACUCCCUGCAGAACCCCGGAGAUCUAGGCGCUCAAGCAAACUCCCCGCCAUCCCCGUCAUCGCCUCCCUCAUCGUCGUCCGGUGGCUCGGUGACGCCGCUACGGAUGCCCCCGCCCACCAGUGGGGGAAUCAACGAGCCCCAAGAGUGUCCCUACUGUCGUCGUACCUUUAGUUGUUACUACUCGCUCAAGCGUCACUUCCAGGACAAGCACGAGCAAUCCGACACGCUAUACGUCUGCGAAUUCUGUCAUCGGCGAUAUCGCACCAAGAACUCCCUCACGACGCACAAAAGUCUGCAGCACCGUGGCUCCAGUGGCAUGCUCAAACGACUACUGAAGACGUCAGCGCUCAAGAGUGCCCUUGUGCCGCAUCCGCAUGCGCAUCCACCGCGAUCGCACCUGUUUGACUUUGCAUCCGAAAUUGGACAACCGCCACCGGGCAUCCAAUAAAACUAGGCAAAAACUAAUCAAUUUUUCGCGUUUCCUCAUUUUGAUUAUCUCGGGGACUGUUUUUAGACAAACUUUUGAGA